AUGUUGUUUGUCAAGGCUGCCUUGGGCAUGUCGUCUCUCAUCCUCCUUGCUUCUGCGCAGGAGCCCGUGGAUGCUGUUCACAAGACCUUGAUCCCCGGUCUCUCGAAAGUGUCCACGACCACCAGCAAGCUCAUGUCACGAUCCCUGGACAAGCGUUGCUCGGGAAGCUGCGAAGAAUGCUUCGGCACCGGCUACACUCUAUGCCCCGAAAGUAGUCUAUACUGCUAUCUACCAGGAGACGUCUCCUACGGCCUUGACUCUUGCCCGGGUUUUUCCAGUGGAUCGAGCGGAACUGCCAGCGCAUCGGCAGCAGCAGCCACUUCCACGUCGUCUUCUACUGGGACGGACGACGUUUGCUCCCAAACCGGCGCAACUUGCGCAUCCUGUUUUGGGUCAUCCUACCUCGAAUGCCCCGAUGGCGUGCACUGCUACGACCCAAGUGACCCUCAGUUCGAUACCUGUCCAGAUGAUGACAGUGACAGCGGCUCUUCAGGAACAGGAGGAAGCACAGGAAGUGGCGGUACCUCGUCGACAUCAGCAUGCGAGUCUCAAUUUGGUGCUGGAAGCAUCCCUUGCGGUACAGAUGCUUGCUACAACCCUGACGAAGGAGACGUUUGCUGUCAAGAUGGAUACCAUUGCGAAGGUGGCGAUACUUGUUCAAGCAUCGUUGGCAAAUGCUGUCCUGCUGGCUCCACCUCCUCCUCGUGCUCCGGGUCCGGGUCCGGGUCCGGUUCCGGUUCGAGCAGCAGCAGCGGCCUCGGUGGUACCCUGAUGUCAACGUCUUCUUACGCCACCGCACUGCCUACAUCUGGUGAUAGUAUCGACACUGAAAGUGCCACUUCCACCCGCGGAUUCCUGGUCACUACUGGUUCGACCAGGACGACCGCUUCGGCAGCGACUGGGUCGACUGGGUCGACUGGGUCGACCAGUGGCAGUGGCACAGGGCCCUUGCCAGAUGCAAGAGCUCUCAUGGUUGCCGUGGGCUUGGGUGCAUUGGUGUUGUGA
Capronia coronata CBS 617.96 is the source of this 1005-nucleotide messenger RNA. RefSeq lists its product as uncharacterized. The record is from RefSeq and is a predicted model, not a curated record. NCBI's taxonomy places the organism in Eukaryota, Fungi, Ascomycota, Eurotiomycetes, Chaetothyriales, Herpotrichiellaceae. Bases 1 to 1005 code for a protein of 334 amino acids. The transcript is spliced from 3 exons.